AUGGCCGACGAUCUCGUUUAUUUCACCGACAUGACGCCCAACUGGCUCACCAAUGUCGAUGGACUCGGCAUGGCCUGCUUGGGUAUCACGAUAUUUUUAACCAUUGUAUCACUCCUCGCCGUAUCAUUGCGAAUGUUUGCGCGAAUCGAGUCUGGUGCCACUGGAAUUGACGACUGGUUGAUGGUGAUUGCAACGGGUCUUUUCACGACAGACUCCAUCUUUGCGUGUCUCGACGUUUAUGCGAGCUUGGGUAGUCACGAUGCCCGAGAAGACUUGACGGACUGGAACAAAUCGGCCGUCGUCAUGUAUCUCAUCUUGUGGCAAAUCACUUACGCCUGGUGUCUGCCCUUUAUCAAAUGCAGCAUCUGUUUCUCCCUUUUUCGAAUUACCAGCGAAGUUAAAUACCGACUACUUCUCUGGGCCGUCAUGGUUCUGGCUACCGUAAGCGCAAUGGUUGGCUUCAUUGCCGUCGUCAUUACUUGCCAGCCAAUGGCGAAGAACUGGGAUCCGGUCAUCCAGGCCGACAUCAAUAUUGGUUACUGCAUGACGGGAAACAUUGUUCAGAAUCUGAGUUACUACGUCUCGGCAUCCUCCAUUGUCACGGACUGGGCUUGUGCCAUAAUCCCCUGCUUCAUUGUGUGGAACCUGCAGAUGAAGCGCAAACUCAAGAUCUCGGUGGCCGCUAUUUUGGCCUUGGGUGCUGUCGCCAGUGUUACGACCAUUGUCCGCCUACCGUACCUCAGCGCUUACACAGCACCGACUGAUACCUACUACCAGGUCGCCAACAUUGUCAUUUGGUCCGAAAUCGAGUGUGGUGUUGGCAUCAUUGCCGGAUCUCUCCCGGCUCUGCGCCGCUUCGUCAAGAGCAUCCUCGACAAGUCGUCCAAGGGAGGCUCCUACGACCCGCGCUCGGGCUCGGGCGUGGGCACGCAGACCAUUGGCGGGGGCAAGGGCCGGAGCCACACGGGCAAGAUGAGCCGCAGCGUCAAGAUGAGCAACCUGAGCCGCAACGGCAACAAUACCGUCAUCGAGGCCAGCAAGGGCAACAACAACAACCACCACCACGGCAACUGGAUCGAGCUUGGAGAUGACUCGGACAGUCAAAAGCAUAUCAUUACGCAGACCAAUGAGAUCUCCGUGUCGGUCGAGGACAGCAGCGAUUUGGAGAGGAUGGGCUCUAGCUCGAUACGUCACCAUCAUUAG
Pestalotiopsis fici W106-1 is the source of this 1203-nucleotide messenger RNA. RefSeq lists its product as uncharacterized. The record is from RefSeq and is a predicted model, not a curated record. Lineage: Eukaryota; Fungi; Ascomycota; Sordariomycetes; Amphisphaeriales; Sporocadaceae. The transcript has 4 exons. Bases 1 to 1203 code for a protein of 400 amino acids.